Prorocentrum cordatum is the source of this 2245-nucleotide messenger RNA. Lineage: Eukaryota; Dinophyceae; Prorocentrales; Prorocentraceae. The record is from the annotation of a GenBank genome assembly.
GCGUCGAUGCCAGCUGGCCCCGUCGUCGGCGUCGGCGUCGUCUUUGGCGCAGACGGCGGCGGCGGCGCCGACGGCGGCGGCCGUCGGGGACGCCGGAAGCAGGUACGCGUCCGAGGCGGCCGCGCGGCAGGGGCUGCCGCCGGCGGCGCCGUGCCUGGCGGCCGCGGCGGGCGUCGGGGCGCUGGGCGGGCUGGGGCUGGCGCGGUGGCGGGCGGUGCCGCUGAGGGCGCACCCGGCGGCCGGGCGCUGCCUGCCCGCCGCCUGCCCCGAGUGCGACCUGCGCCUCUGCUUCGCGUGCGGCGAGCCGUGGCACCCCGGCAGCGCCUGUGUGGCCGUCAGCGACUCACUGGUGGACCAGUGGGCGGUCGAGCGGGACGCGGGGCGCUGCCCGCAGUGCCGCACCAUGAUCGAGCGCUCCGCCGGCUGCAACCACAUGACGUGCAGGCCCGGCUCGGGGGGCUGCGGCCACCAGUUCUGCUGGCUCUGCCGCGAGCCCUACCGCCCUGGGCACUUCACCCGGGGCACCUGCCCGCAGUACGGCGGCGCUCCGCCGCGCGACGUGUUCCGGGGCUCCCGCCUCGCGCUGGUGGAGGCGCCGCUCACCCUGCUCGCAGGCGUGCUCGCAGCCGAGGUGCUGCUGAUGCGCCCCGCGGGCGUGGAGGAGACGCUGUGGGUCACGGCCCUUGCCGUGGCCGGACUCGUGGCGCCGCGCGCCGCCAAGCACAGCCAGCCGGCCGCGCGCCCGCUGCUGGCCGCGCUGGCCGCGCCGGUGCUCGGCGCGACGCUGGCGGGUGGCUGGCUGCUGGCCCGGCCCUUGAUCGGCAGCCCCGCGGCCGCCGUGCUGUCGCUGGCCGCGCUGGAGGGCUCGCCUGUGCGCCCGCUCGACCAGAUGUGGGGUGUAGAUCGGGUGAACAAGUUCUGGGCGAGGGCGCUGCGGCAGGAGAAUGCUGGCAUCAGAGCUGGCACCCUUUUCUUGGCUGCAGCAGCGGCGGCGGGCGCAGCUGGAGUGUUGCUGCACAAGGCCUGUAUGGCCAAUCGUGCGGCGACCAUCUGGCAGCUGGAGUCGGUGAAGGCGCUUGCGGCCCUCCCAGAGGCCACUUCGACCACCUUCAAUGUGGCCGACCUCGGGGGUUCGCAGACUGCUUUCAGCCAGGCGCUGGCCGUGCACUGCCCACACCUCUCGGCGGCCAUGCAUCAGCGCGGCCUGGUGGCGCGACCUGCGGCGGCAGUCGAGGUGCGCAACUGGGUGUUGCCGAGGCCGCUCCUCGAGCUGCUGGGCGAGGCCUUCCUGGAGGCGCAGCCUGCGCUGCGCUGUGGGGGCUCCCCGCUGUGGCCGACGGACCCAGAGCUCGUGGCCAUGCUCGUGCCGUCUGAGCGCUACCCAGAGGAGGAGUCGGACGAGGAAGCCGCGUGGGAACUGGUCACAGGCGUUUGCGCCGACCCCCCGCCGCCCGGGCGCCCCGCGCCCGCCGAGCGCGCCCGGGCGCGCCGCGCCCGCGGCGCCCGCCGGCCCAGGAGCCGGGCGGAGUACUUCGCCCUGCGCGCGGGGCGCCUCGCGCUGGCGGUGUCGGGGGCGAGCGGCCGGAGCGAACGCUUGUUCCCACUAUCCGAGGUGAUGGCCGUGGCCCUGUUGGUGCUGGCGCUCGAGCGUGUCGGCGACCCCAUGCAGUGCGCCAGGCGCCACAACCUGGGCUGCCUGGCGGUCCGGGCCCUGGCUGUGCUGAGCCAGGUUGUCGUAGUGGCUGCCCUGUUCGCCUCGGUCGUCGGCGGCGGCCUCGCGAUGAGUCCUGGCUUCGUGUGUGCAGUGUCUCCAAGUUCCUUCUGGAUCGGCGCCGCGGGGGCCGCGCGGCUGAUGGCGCUGGCGGCGCUGUUCGCGACCUGCCCGGGCAGCCUGCGGGGCCUCGCCGGCGCGGGGAGCUGGGGGCUCCUGGCGGCCUCCAGCGCGCUCGCCCUGGGCACGCUCGGUCGCUGCCUGGCGCUCGCGUUCAGGGCGAGCACCUCCAUCUGGCCGACGCCGCUGCAGCUGUCCUUCGCGGUGUGGUGCGUGCGGCUGUGCCUGGAGCUGGCCGCGGGGGUGCUCGGCGGCCAGCUGCCGCCCGCGCCGGUGGCCCGCCUGGUGGCCGCCGUGCAGGCCGCGCUCGGCGCCGUCGCGGGCCUGGGCCUCGUGCAGCCGCUGCGCGGGGGCGCGACGGCAGCCCGGCUUUCAGGAGGGUUCCAACCUGAGGUAUCCAAGGACUUCGCGUGA